Tribolium madens (black flour beetle) is the source of this 3850-nucleotide messenger RNA. Its product is annotated as trehalase-like. The record is from RefSeq and is a predicted model, not a curated record. The transcript is spliced from 5 exons. NCBI's taxonomy places the organism in Eukaryota, Metazoa, Arthropoda, Insecta, Coleoptera, Tenebrionidae. Gene Ontology annotation, biological process: trehalose catabolic process. Bases 1350 to 3278 code for a protein of 642 amino acids. Gene Ontology annotation, molecular function: alpha,alpha-trehalase activity.
AACUCUAUUUACUGAAAUAGUUUAAUUUGGCAUUAAUUUAAGAAGUCAAAAAACAAAAUAUGGUAAGUAAUAAAAUAUUUGAGGUAUUUUUGACAUUACAACUGAAGUAAAGACGUAAUGGACUUUAAGUUCAAGUGAUUUUAAGAACUUAAUAUGUCUUUCUAAAAAGGGGUCGAAUAAGUAUUGCAAUUGCAAAAAAAAAAUAUUGUGCGUUAUAUUUUUUAAAAUUAUUUUUGAUAAUAUUAAAAGAAGUUAAAUUAAGAAACUUUUUUUAUCACAAUAUUCCAACAGUUAAAUAAAAUAUAUGCACCGAUUUACAUUUGUGUAAAUAAGCAAAAGUCACCACAAACGAGAAAUUUAUUGGUGUUACUGUGGUAUUUAUUAAAUGUUAUCUUUGGAGUUUCAGGUAAGAUCUUUUAAUUAUUAUUGUAAGAAUUCAAGUUGCUAAAUGGAAGUGUACUUAAAAGUUGAGUGAUAUGUUUGCAUAGUGACAUAUUUUUAUGGUAACAAAACUGAAUAGUCAAAAUUCGUACUUUUGUAUUUUUUGGUUUGUGCAGCUCUUGUUUUAAAUAAUUUUUUAAUUGUCGUCAUAAUUUGUAAGAUAAAAUCGUCCAGAAGUUGAUUACGUCGAUUUUUAUAGACUUGUUUCAUGCAGAAGCGCAAAUCAUGUCUCCCAGAAGACAGUUGUGUAAUUUGUAUUUUUAGCUCGGCCAUCUCAGAAUUUUUUAAGAAUGACGUAGUUCUUGUAUUUGUGACGUAACUGCCGGUUUUGACGUCACGUGUCCUUGAAUUAUGUACCUGUACCUUAGAUAAAUCGUAACGGAUGUUUAUCGGGUUGCAAUCUAAAGUUGCAUCUUUUCUCAAAGUUCAGAGUUUCGCAAUUAUUUCAAAGGGUGCAAAGUUACUUAAUCUAAAAUUUAGUGAUUGUCCGACCACGUGAUUGUGGUAGGUGUGUCUAUUUGGACGAAUCAGCGUCAAGAAUGUGGGGGCACGUCGCUGACGUAUGUGCACGUCAUGCUUGUAUAAGCAUCACCUGCUGAGCAGUUGAACAUUUGAGUGAGUUGGUCGGUUGUUCACGCAUGUUGCGGUUGUAUAUUUAAGUCAUCGCGCGAGAUGUCGUAAAAUUGGUGUUUGGCAAAAAAAUAUUUUAUAUUCACAGGAAUGAUCCGGAAGAGUCAGUUGUUAAGAGAGCAGCUAGAAUCCAUCGAUUGAAAAAUAAAUUACCUUCAAGAACUUACACAAGAAAGUAAGAGUGAUUUUGAAGAAAUCAAAGCUACUGGUGUUGUGUGACCACUAACCGGGUUUAGUGUUGAAUUUGAAAAUUUUAUAGUACAAAUAAAAUAACAGACAUGAAGAAAUUAGUAGUGUAUUGUGCGUUUGUGCUCAGUCUGGCCCUAAGUUGCAUCUGUGAUGAUACUCUAUCCCCACCAUGCAACAGCGAUAUCUACUGUUACGGCCCUUUACUUCACACAAUUCAAAUGGAGAAAAUCUACGAAGAUUCCAAAACCUUUGUCGACAUGAAAAUGCGUUUUGAACCAAAUAUUACACUGAUCAAAUUCAAUGAAUUCAUGGUGAUAAACAACAAUAAACCGUCCAAAAACGCCACGCGAGCUUUCGUCAAUGAUAACUUUGAACCGGCAGGCCAAGAGUUCGAAGAGUGGGACCCCGAAGACUGGAUCAAACAUCCAAAAUUCGUCGACGGGAUCCAAGACGACGAGUUUAAACAAUGGGCAUUAUCGCUGAACUUAGUCUGGAAGGACUUGGGGCGGAAAAUGAAAAAGGAAGUCGAACUGAAUCAAUCAUUGUACAGUAUUAUUUGGGUUCCACACCCUGUGAUAGUACCAGGAGGACGCUUCCGGGAGUUCUACUACUGGGACUCGUACUGGAUCGUACAAGGACUCCUCUUAUCGGAAAUGUAUGGCACGGUUAGAGGAAUGCUUGAGAAUUUUCUCUACAUCGUUGACAGAUAUGGACACAUCCCCAACGGGGGACGAAUUUACUAUUUACAAAGAUCUCAGCCUCCGUUAAUGGUACCAAUGAUCAAGUCGUAUUUGGACUUCACGAAUGAUACUCACUUCAUUAAAGAAAAUAUCGCAACAAUGGAGAAAGAAUUCGAGUAUUGGAUAACCAAACACAACAAAACUGUCACUCUCGAUGGCAAGAAUUACACUCUUGCCACCUAUGGCGACCGGUCGAAAGGGCCUCGGCCCGAAUCUUAUUCGGAGGACGUGGAAGGUGCUGCUAUUUUCGACGAUAACGACAAGAAGGAAAGUUUUUAUGCGGAAUUGAAAGCCGCGGCUGAAUCCGGUUGGGAUUUUUCAAGUCGCUGGUUUAUUAAAAAUGCGACUAAUAAAGGGAAUUUAACCAAUACUAAAAUCCGGUCUAUAGUCCCAGUGGACUUGAACGCGAUGAUCUACUGGAACGCAGUCAUUUUAUCCGAAUUCAAUACUCUUCUCGACAAACCGGCCAAAGUCCAAUAUUACAACAAAAUUGCGAAAGAGUGGAUGGAGGCCGUGACUGCUGUUCUAUGGCACGAAGAAGUUGGUACUUGGUUGGACUAUGACUUGUCAAAUUCAGUGAAACGCGAUUAUUUUUAUCCGACAAAUGUUGCACCACUUUGGACUGGCUGUUACAACCAAACUGAUAAAAGCAAAAUCGUGCGUCUAGUCUUGAAGUAUUUGCAAAAUAAAAAUAUCUUAUACCCUGGUGGUAUCCCCACGACGGUGGAACACACGGGUGAGCAAUGGGACUACCCCAAUGCCUGGCCGCCAUUGCAACACAUUAUGAUUAUUGGAUUGAACAACACGGGCGAUGUCGUCGCACAAAGACUAGCUUUUGAAAUCGCCGAAAAGUGGGUGCGUUCUAAUUACAAAGCGUUCAAAGAGACCGACGCCAUGUUUGAAAAGUACGAUGCGACAGUACCGGGGGGGCACGGCGGAGGCGGCGAGUACGAAACACAGUUAGGGUUUGGCUGGACGAAUGGAAUUAUUAUGGAUUUGUUGUACCGGUACUCAGAUAAGCUCACCGUGGAGGAUCCGCCACCGCCAACACCAAAACCUGUGUACCAGGCGUCGGAAGAUGUGCAAUCUUCAUCGAGUUUUAGUCAAAUUUCCGCUGUUUUGAUAGCGUUAAUGAUAUCUUUAACGGCAGGAUUUAUAGGAGUGUGCAUCUACAAACGCCGGAACCAGCAGCAAACUGAUGCAAGGAAAUCAAGACCUUCAAGGGCGCGAUACACCGAGCUGAGGAGCAUCCCUCGACGUGCGAAGAGUGCAAGAUAAAUGUGAGUGAAUGACAAUUGUGUAAUAAUUAAGUCACGAAAUCGUCGCACUGGCCGUUAUGCUUCCUGAGAAAAAGACUUAUUUGUCGGCUUGCUAAUUAGUAUUAUUUUUAGUGUAGUGAUUUCGACUAAGCAAACGACAAAAGUGCCUACGUUGACACUAAGUAGUACAAGUAAUUAAUUUUAAUUAAUUUGAAUUUUCUGAAUCGGUGUCUUGAUUGUGCUUGAAUAGUGGCGAUUUUUCUUCUUUACUUGUUUCUUCCUAUUCUUUUAAAAUGUGAUAUCUAAGUCAUAUCUUUAAGACCGAUCGAUUGUAAAUACGGAUUUGGGCAUCAAGUGCAAAAGAUAAUGUUUCUUAGGUUCAGAUUUUUAUCACAUGAACCGAAAACUUGAGUGAUUUAUUUAUUUAUUUAUUGUACUGAUUUAUCAUGUAUUCAAAUUUUUGUGAUAUGUACAAUAUGCCCAAAUCCAGAUUAUUUAAUCACACCAGGUUUUAGGGUCCGUUUUUCUCUCAGUGAUGAAACCAUAUGUAGUUUUAUUUAUUUAGUUAAAUAGCGAAACUCAUGACGUACA